CUCAAGAAGGAGAAGGGCCAGCUGCUGGUCUUUAAUCCAUAAUGGAAGCCCACGGUAGGAGCCUGGCUGCUGUCUCUUCUCUGUUGUUUCCUCAUCAGGCAGGAGCGAGGGAGGCAGCUGGAGGCAGGUGCCACUCCCUGAGAAGUAGCAGGGAGCUGGGAAGCUGUUGACUGGGAUUUGGGAAGGAGAUGCCAGUUGUUUUGGAAGAAGAACCUGUUUGGUGGGUCUGAUUUGAAUCAAUAAAGGGAGCAGCCUCCAUCAGUGCAUUAAAGCUUCGGAUGCUGCUUGCUGUCGCUCAGGCUUUUCUCUGUGCUUUUCUCCUGCACUAUGGAGCCUCUUUUUGGGGUUGUGCUGGGUUUGAUUCUGGCAGUCGCUUCACCAGCUCACGACAGCUGUACCUGCGCAACCAACAAGUGGGCAGUGUGUGCCCAGGACAGCCACGGGAACUGCACCUGCAGGCUGGCAGGUUCAGAUCACCCUGUAGACUGCUCAACCCUGACUUCUAAAUGCUUCCUGAUGAAGGCAGAAAUGAUCCCCCCGAAGGAGAAGCGCCUCUGGAGACCUCCCCACGGGGUGUCAGACAGUGAUGGCGUUUACAACCCCGACUGCGAGGACAGUGGUGUCUUUAAAGCCAGGCAGUGCAACCAGUCCAGCACCUGCUGGUGCGUGAACACUGCGGGCGUGCGGAGAACCGAGAAGGGAGGCAGGAGCCUGAGCUGCAGCGAGCUGGUGCGGACAAGGUGGAUCUACAUUGAGCUGACACACAAGAGAAGCUCCAAAGCCUUCAAUGCUCCUGAUGUGGAAAAAGCCCUGACACAGCUGCUGGAGAACAGGUACAAGCUGCACCCCAAGUACAUCGCAGCCAUCAAGUACGACCCUCCACUCAUCCAAAUCCGCCUGGACCAGAACAAGAAACCCAGCUGGGAUGUAGAUAUAGCUGAUGUGGCCUAUUACUUUGAAAAAGAUGUGAACAAUGACUCCGUGUUUCAUUCCAACAGUAAAUUAACUGUCUCGGUCAAUGGAGAUGCUCUGGCUAUUGAAAAGCUCUGGAUUUACUAUGUGGAUGAAAAGCCCCCAGAGUUCUGCAUGAGGCAGCUGGCAGCUGGCAUUAGUGCUGUGGUCACCGUGGUGCUCCUCACCGCUGGCAUUGGCAUUGCCGUGCUGCUCAUCCUCAGGUGGCUGCGCACAAGGACAUAUAAGAAAUUUGAGUGUAAAGAAAUGAGGGAAAUUAAACCCCCAAGCUUAGAAAUGCCCUGAACUGAUAGAAGAAAGGCAACUACAGGAAGAAAAGGGGGAAAAAAGGCACAAAAUACAAAGAGAGACUUCGUAUAUGUGAUGGAUUUGGAGCUCUUGGUUCCUACAGGAAUUUGUGCAGUGGCUGUUCUAAAUUAUUCUUGUUUAG
This is a messenger RNA of Poecile atricapillus (Black-capped chickadee), 1402 nucleotides long. RefSeq names its product tumor associated calcium signal transducer 2 (gene TACSTD2). The coding region runs from base 328 to 1257 and encodes 309 amino acids. NCBI's taxonomy places the organism in Eukaryota, Metazoa, Chordata, Aves, Passeriformes, Paridae. Gene Ontology annotation, cellular component: membrane. The record is from RefSeq and is a predicted model, not a curated record. The transcript has a single exon.